AUGGCUGCCCGCGGGGUCCUGGCGCUGGCAAGAGUAAGGCUUGGGAGGCCACCGCCUUGGGCCGAAAGCUUCCGACCGCAGCUCAGCUCGACCCUCCGCUUGGCUUCCAAGGGAACACGCUGCAGCUCCGCGUCUGGCUCCCGGGGAACGCCCGAAGGGGAGCCGAGGCUUCCGGCGAGCCAAGAGUUAACCGCGGCUGAGAGGCGCAUCGCCGAGCUGCACUGGGCCGCCUGCGCGGCUGGCCAGCUAAGCUAUGUGGAUCCAGCUACUGGCUAUGUGGUUUUCACAAAGCUGGCCCACUUGCAGAGAGGUGCCUGCUGUGGUUCUGCCUGCAGACACUGUCCAUAUGGCCAAGUCAAUGUGAAAGAUCCAUCAAAGCAGAAGCAGUUCAACUCCUAUUUUUACGUUUGAUGGUGCCUUCCCACCUGUGCUGUCACACUGAACUU
Molecule: messenger RNA, 446 nt
Organism: Acomys russatus (golden spiny mouse)
Lineage: Eukaryota; Metazoa; Chordata; Mammalia; Rodentia; Muridae
Gene: C6H1orf53
Product: chromosome 6 C1orf53 homolog
Exons: 3
Coding region: 1-411 (136 amino acids)
Source: RefSeq, a predicted model, not a curated record